AUGGAGAUGGGUAAACUGGUGGUGAACAUCAUGAGUGUGUAUGCGGCGCAACAAGGUUGUGCAGACGAAGAGAAGGAGAAGUUUUGGGAGGAGUUGGACGAAGAAGUGAGAAAAAUUCCAGCUGAGGAGAAACUAUGGAUAGGGAGUGAUUUCAAUGGACACGUUGGUGGUGAUAACACAAGCAGAGAAGAGACAAUGGGGAAAUUUGGUUAUGGUACUAAGAAUGAUGGUGGGGAAGAACUCGUGACAUUCGCGAUGAGGCAUAAUUUGUGGAUCGUUAACACGUUCUAUAAGAAAGCCACUAGGCACAAGAUCACCUACCAAAGUGGAGGCACUCAGUCACAAAUAGAUUACAUCCUCUGCCGCUCAAAUGACAAGAAUACGAAAGACUGUAAAGUAAUUCUUGGGGAAAGCAUCACAAACCAACACCGACCAGUCAUUUGCACACUUAAUGUUGUGAAGUCAAAACCCGAGACGAAGUCAAGAACCCAGAAAAUCAAGUGGUGGAAGCUAAAAGAAGCGCAGAGCAGAGGUGAUUUUACAGAUAAGGUUAGAGAGACCCUAGAAAGACGUAGACAGGAAGAGAGAGCCCAGAGUGCAAAGUGUGGAAAUAGAAUGCGGAAGAAAGAAAAGGCCACAUACAGGGUGAGGAGGAAAUUAAGCAGUGUUAGCACUUUAAUAUUCCCAGCAUUGCUACCUAUCUAUACUCACCUUGAAUUUGAAAAUUUUAAGCUGGUAGAAGUCAUCGACUAG
Messenger RNA from Penaeus monodon (black tiger shrimp), 753 nucleotides. RefSeq lists its product as uncharacterized. Gene Ontology annotation, molecular function: catalytic activity. Gene Ontology annotation, cellular component: nucleus. The record is from RefSeq and is a predicted model, not a curated record. The coding region runs from base 1 to 753 and encodes 250 amino acids. Lineage: Eukaryota; Metazoa; Arthropoda; Malacostraca; Decapoda; Penaeidae. Gene Ontology annotation, biological process: chromatin remodeling. The transcript has 3 exons.